Molecule: messenger RNA, 1064 nt
Organism: Fomitopsis serialis
Lineage: Eukaryota; Fungi; Basidiomycota; Agaricomycetes; Polyporales; Fomitopsidaceae
Exons: 4
Coding region: 190-738 (182 amino acids)
Biological process (GO): microtubule-based movement
Cellular component (GO): cytoplasmic dynein complex; cytoplasm
Molecular function (GO): dynein intermediate chain binding
Source: RefSeq, a predicted model, not a curated record
GACGGGGCCUCCCCGUCCUCCUCGACGACGGCCAACGCGACUGCACGCUACUACGCGGCCUGGCUGAUCUUUGUGCAAAAAAGCAACAUUCCCGCCAACAUCGCAUCGGGAUCCACAUCGAGAUGAUAGUCUUUGAAAGGGUUGACGUCGCCGACGUCCGCACAGACGGGCUUUGCGCAGGGCAGCGCGAUGGAUGGGGCACCAGUGGCAUCGUCGUCCUCAGCAGCGGUGCCGAUGCCGCCUGAACUCGAACAGACAUUAACCGUGCUCUCCUCACACCGAUCGGUCCUGGGCUACAUGCUCCUCACGCGUAGCCAUCCCAUCACGAUCAUCCGACAUUCGGGUGUCGUCUUCGAAGGCGAGCAAGGGCGGAAAUACGCGAGCGCAGUUGGGCGGAUCGUCGAUAGCGUGCAUCGGGGGCUGGAGGAGGUCAGCAGCGACCAGUCAGAGCCGGAUGAUAUGCGGUUUAUGCGAAUCCGCACGAAACGGCACGAAAUCAUGAUCUCGCCCGGUACGUCACGCGCACCUACUGGACCUGACUCCCGCGAACGCCGCGUCUCAUGGUUUGCGUUGCAGACGAGCGGUACCUUCUCGCAGUGCUCCACGACCCUGCAUCAUGAAGGCUACUACUUACUGGUACGGUGCGAUAACGUUCAGUUUGUGUGGUCGACUUCUAGUGUAUUGUGUACGUUUUGGCUUGAUACCCUGCCCUCCUUCGUUCGGUGCGCCGUCGCGUGACCAGGGGUUGUAGUCGCCGUCGUUCAAGCGUGGUCCAGAAGGGUGUGAUACAUGCAUCCGCCUCCUAUAUGCCACUGGGCAGGGCUGAUGUGGCGCAAGGCCUUGCUCGGUGUGACUGUCGUUGCGAUAGGCGAGGAGAAAUAUUGCGAUCAUGCGCCACAUGGAAUGGGACCGGGGACUGGUGUGUCCCUGUUUCCCUCGCCGAAGCCGCCGCCCUGCUCAAAUCGUGAUCUAAAGGGCGGCGCGCCCUGACUCUGUCUGACUGGGGCGUGUCGGGCGCACCGAACGUGGGCAGUCUCAAAUAGAGGCAUGUUGACUGAGCCUGA